GAACUCUCUUCUUCACCCUUCGCCCUCUUCUUCUCUGUAACACUCACUCUCUCUCUCUCUCUCUCUCUCUCUCAUGAGAACCGGACUUUUUCCGGCUAGGGUUUGAGUAUCGAUCACUUCGAAAAUGUCUGCCACUUCUCUCUCUACCUACACUUUGCCUGAACUCGCCUUUCUCCGCUCAGACUCCACUCGCAGGCUCAAAGUGUCUCUCUCUAGACUUCCUCUCUCUAAGCGCAAUCGAUCGAAUCUGGUUUUUCGAACUCGAAUCAGAGCUAUUCAGAGAGAUGAAGUCGUGUUCGAGGUUGAAGAUGGAGAAAGUGCGGUGGUGAGUUCAUUGAACGGUGUUGAAUUCAAUGGUAAUGUUAAUGGUACUGGUUAUGGUUACACUGGAGUUGUCGAGGGGUACUCGAAUGGAGGUACAAGUGUGAUUGAGAGUGAGAAUGGAGCGAGUAAUGGGAGCUUAGCGAAGUACGUUAAUGGAAAUGGCGCUGCAACGAGAAUUGCUGAAGCAGUUGUGGAAUCGGAGUCUGAGCAGGUUGGGAGGAAGAAAACUAUAGAGGAGAUUGGACAAGAGGAGGCGUGGUUUAAACGGAGUGGACAAGUUGAGGUGUCUGUUACCCCUGGGGGCCGUUGGAAUAGGUUCAAAACCUAUUCAACAAUACAAAGGACUUUGGAGAUAUGGGGAUUUGUUCUAACUUUUAUCUUUAAGGCUUGGUUGAACAAUCAAAAAUUUUCUUAUCGAGGUGGAGUGACAGAGGCGAAGAAAGUUCAACGGCGGAAAGCCCUUGCCAAGUGGUUAAAGGAAAAUAUUUUGAGAUUAGGUCCUACAUUCAUUAAAAUUGGCCAGCAGUUCUCCACAAGGGUGGACAUUCUUGCUCAAGAAUAUGUUGAUCAGUUGUCAGAACUUCAGGAUCAAGUUCCUCCGUUCCCAUCAGACACCGCUAUAUCUAUAGUUGAAGAGGAGCUUGGAGCCCCUGUAAAUGAUAUAUUUGAGCGGUUUGAUUAUGAGCCAAUUGCUGCCGCUAGUCUUGGUCAGGUCCACCGUGCGAAACUGAAGGGGCAGGAAGUUGUUGUUAAAGUACAAAGGCCUGGUCUCAAGGAUCUUUUUGAUAUUGAUCUAAAGAACCUGAGGGUGAUAGCAGAAUAUCUUCAGAAGCUUGACCCCAAGUCAGAUGGUGCAAAAAGGGAUUGGGUUGCUAUCUAUGAUGAGUGCGCAAAUGUCUUAUAUCAGGAGAUCGAUUACACCAAGGAAGCUGCUAAUGCAGAACUAUUUGCAAAUAACUUCAGAAACAUGGAUUAUGUGAAAGUCCCAUCAAUAUAUUGGGAAUACACCACACCACAGAUUCUCACGAUGGAGUAUGUCCCAGGGAUCAAAAUAAAUAGAAUACAAGCGCUAGAUCAGUUGGGCGUUGAUCGUCAAAGGUUGGGCCGGUAUGCUGUUGAAUCUUACUUGGAGCAGAUUCUGUCUCAUGGUUUCUUCCAUGCUGAUCCGCACCCUGGAAAUAUAGCUGUGGAUGACGUUAAUGGUGGAAGGCUGAUCUUUUAUGAUUUUGGAAUGAUGGGAAGUAUAAGUCCCAACAUCAGAGGAGGGCUGUUGGAGACAUUCUAUGGGGUUUAUGAGAAGGAUCCGGAUAAGGUUCUUCAAGCAAUGAUUCAGAUGGGUGUUCUUGUGCCUACUGGGGAUAUGACAGCUGUCAGACGAACAGCGCAGUUCUUCCUUAAUAGAAAUUUGUAUAAACUGCGUCUCUCAGCACAAAGAAAAGAGAGAGAGAUGACAACAGCAGAACUUGGAUUCAAAAAGCCGCUGAGCAAGGAGGAGAGAAUCGAGAAAAAGAAGCAGCGUCUCGCAGCAAUAGGAGAAGAUUUAUUAGCAAUUGCAGCAGAUCAGCCCUUCAGAUUUCCUGCUACAUUCACUUUUGUUGUUAGAGCAUUUUCAGUGUUGGAUGGCAUUGGGAAAGGCCUUGACCCUCGUUUUGAUAUCACUGAAAUUGCUAAACCUUAUGCACUAGAAUUGCUAAGGUUUCGCGAAGCUGGUGUUGAAGUUAUCGUAAAGGACUUCAGGAAGAGAUGGGACCGUCAGUCUCGCGCAUUUUACAACUUAUUUAGACAGGCUGGUAGAGUUGAAAGGCUUGCUGAAUUUGUUCAACGAUUGGAGCAAGGUGAUUUGAAGCUCCGAGUUCGAGCUUUAGAGUCUGAGAGGGCUUUCCAACGUGUUGCAGCUGUUCAAAAAACAAUAGGAAGUGCAGUUGCUGCUGGAACCCUAAUUAACCUUGGUACAAUUUUGUAUGUCAAUUCAAUCCGGGUUCCUUCUAUGAUCGCAUACAUGGUAUGUGCUGUUUUUGGCUUCCAAGUUCUUUUUGGCAUUCUCAAGGUUAAAAAGUUAGAUCAACGGGAGAGAUUGAUAACAGGAACUGCUUAAAUAAAUGGUGCAAUACUUGGCCAAUCCUCUCGUCUGGUGUAUUGUAGAUAUAGAGGAGAGAUUCAGAUGAUCAUAUGAAGUUCUACAUUCAACUCAACCCUCUUGUUGUAGAAAAGAAAGCAGAAGAGCUUGAUGCAAAGUUUUCCAGACUCAAUGCGGGCCAAAUAUUCCAACUUUAUUUAUAUCAUCUGCACUGUUUGUAGAGUGAUUAACAAUCUUAUCAUGUUUAUUUUCUUGCUUGAAUAUGUAGAUAGGUUAGACGAGGCAAUUUUUUUGACCCAUAUGAAACCACCCCUAAUAGGGAUAUUUUGAAAAUGAGAUGAUAUGCCUUGAGGGUGUAUUUUUCACAGCGGGCUAUUUCAUUCAUUAUUUUAGCCCCAAUGUAGAUUCAUUGUUGUAAUAUAGUAUGGUCAUAUUGGAAUUGUGUGGCUUCCAACCUUUUUUGAUGAGGUGGAAUGCCCGUAAACCGUCUCUGACAGACCUUGUGAGAGAGAUUGUAUGUAUUCAUAAAUCAACUUUGGGGAAUGUUAGGAUGGAAUAAUAGUAUUCACAAUGUCAUGUCUUGUUAAUAGUUAACUGAGGAA
Molecule: messenger RNA, 3003 nt
Organism: Camellia sinensis
Lineage: Eukaryota; Viridiplantae; Streptophyta; Magnoliopsida; Ericales; Theaceae
Source: RefSeq, a predicted model, not a curated record